ACUUUAGGUUGUUUGCACGUUUUUGUUUUUGUCUGUAUGUAGUCUGUAGAAUGUAUGUAUUGCGUUGUAAACACUUGAGUGUGUUUUGCUCUUGUGAAUGAAUGCAAUCAAGGCCAUCAAUCAGAUAUAAGUAGGUAUGUAGUGUUACUGUAUAUACAAAGCUACAUUGCAGUGAUGGGUUAAAUAGUGUGUUGAAUUCAGUAAAUAAAAUUCACUUAUUUUAUAGUGAACAAAGAUGUGGGUUGUUACUUAUAUAUACAAUGCCUUACACAAGCACAGUAACACAGGUUUUUGGCAUUUUAUCACAUUAAAGAAACAGUACAUUUCAAAAGGAUUUUAUUUGACCGUUGUAAAGUAGUGCAUAAUUCAGAAGUGUUAGAAGCUCUGAUACCUCCUAAUAAAAUCCAAUGCAAGCGGUUGUCUUUAGAACUCAUCUAAUUAAUAAACAGUUGAUGAGAAGAUAGAUGGAGCUAAAUACAGGGCAAUGUUAGAUGAACGCCUGCUAGAGGCGAGAGGGAAAGAUAUUACACUGGACCGAAGGUUCACUUUCCAGCAGGACAACGACAAUAAACAUACAGCCAGAGCCACGAUGAAAAGGCUUAGGAAACAGCACAUUCAUGUGUUAGAAUGGCUAGGUCAAAAUCAAGGCCUGGAUCAAAUGGUUGAAAAUGAAUGUUCAUAGACACUAUCCUGACUGUGACUGAGCCAUUUGACAGAGGAAAAUGGGCAGAAAUCUCAGGCUCUAGAUGUUCAAAGCUGGUAGAGACUGGUAAAACUUGCAGUUGUAAUUGCUGAAAAAAGACAAUUUUACACAGUAUUGACCAAGGUUUAUUGUUAGAGUGAGAAGAAUGCACUUUUUGAUUUUCACUGGUCAAACAUCCUGAAAAUGUUCUUCUACUUCACAUUAUCACAUCGGAUCCCGAUAUUUUAUAUUGAAGUUUGUGGCUGUAAUGUGACAAAAUGUAAAAAGCUCUUUUAAACGGCACUACAGUUACAACCUAAACUCUGAUAAAUUGUGGUGAUGCAUGAGAGUGAACUGCACUUUGCUCUCUGAGAUGUUUGUUGGCCUGGUUAUUCAGUUUUCUUUUUAAACAUUUAAAACAGAUGAUCAUGUUUUAAAGAUGUUUUUUGUCUUGUUAUAUGCUUACAAUGAAGAUUGGUAUAUAUGGAUGUAAGCACAGAUCCUUGAUCUUUGCUGUGUACGGUGGUCUAGCGGUCCUGGUCACCAUGGGGUGGACCUUCAUGGCUCUGGUUGUGUCCCACUGCAUAAUACUGUACAGUGUCGCCCUGGUGAAGAAGAAAUGGAUGUGCUUCGCUGCAGGCAUGAGCACACUGGCCUCCAUCAAGCUGGAGCCGUAUAACUCUUGGCAGGAGGCCUUGGUGACUGGUUCUUUCGACCUGCAAGACAUCCUGUUCUACGGAGGCUGUGGCUUCAGUAUCAUGCGCUGCAUGAGCUUUGCUUUGGAGAAUUGUGACAGGAAGGAGGGCAACUACACGUUCUCUGACCUCCUGAAAUACAACUUCUACCUCCCAUUCUUCUUCUUUGGACCUAUUAUGACUUUCGACUGUUUUCAUGCCCAGGCUAACAACACUCAGCUAACCCGUAAAGAGAGGGAGAUGUGGAACAUCACAACCAAGGCCUUGUUACACCUGGGAGUUAUUUUGGUGGUGGACGUCUUCUUCCAUUACCUGUACAUCUUGACUAUACCCAACGACAUGAAGUUGGUCAACAAGCUGUCUGACUGGUGUCUCGCUGGACUGGCCUAUUCCAACUUGGUGUAUGACUGGAUAAAAGCAGCUGUGAUGUUUGGCGUUAUCAACACUGUGGCAACACUGGACCACCUGGACCCACCGCAGCCCCCCAAGUGUAUCACCAUGCUUUACGUCUUUGCUGAGACGCACUUUGACAGAGGCAUUAACGACUGGCUGUGCAAGUAUGUCUAUGACUAUAUCGGUGGGAAUCAUGACAAGAUCUUUAAAGAACUUCUUGCAACAGUCUGUACUUUUGCUGUCACCACCUUAUGGCUGGGCCCAUGUGAGGUGGUUUACAUCUGGUCAUUUUUCAACUGCUUUGGCCUCAACUUUGAACUGUGGGUGGCAAAGUUCUUCUCCAUUCCACCAUUUUCUAUCAUGGAGGAAGCUAUGGGUGAAGCCAUGUCUCGCAGGAUCAGGGGUGUCUUUAAUGCUGCCAACUUCUGGGCUAUUGUCCUCUACAAUGUUCUUUCCCUGAACAGUUUGGAGUUUGCCAAAUUGGUGGGCAGAAGGAUUAUUUUCAAAGGUUUUCCGCUGUCCACCCUAUCUGUGCUGCUUGUGACGUACUGUGGUGUGCAGCUGGUGAAGGAAAGGGAGCGACAGCAGGCCCUGCUGGAGGAUCCGGACCCAGUAAAGCAAGUGGAUGGUGCCAAAGAGAAAGCUGAAUAAUCAAACAUCAAACCACAGUAUUUUCUGACUUGUAUGGCAGGCCCUCACAUGGUUUCAUUGUUAGCCUCGCCAACUGGAACACAACCAAACGGUGACAGCCAGUUGGCACCUUUAUUGUUCACAAGGCAAAGCUUUUGCUUGUCAGAAGCAAGUCGGUAUUUUGAACAUAAAGUAUCCUCAAGUGCACUUGCAGUAGAUAAUCGCCACAUACUUCGGCAGAAACCCAGGAAUGACGUAUUUUGUAUAUGAAUUAAACAAAUGUUUAUAAUGUACAUUACAAGCCUUAAAAACAAAAUCAAUUAACAACAGGAUAGAUAAUGUUCAGUGUUAAAUGAGCAGCUACAUUGCUCUGUUUGGACACUUCUUUUAAAUUAUUCUCAGAUUUGAACAUUCUUGCUUUUUAUUACCUGCAGUUAAGUUCAUUUUAUUCAAAUGGUAUAUUUUUUUUCUUCAGAGCCUAUUGUCACAACCCUUAAUCACUCUAAAGGGAAUGAAACUUGAAAGAAACUUGCAAUAAGGAAAACAAACAAAGGGUGCUGUGGAGAUCUUCUACAAAGCUUUCAGAUGAUCUUAAUGUAUCUUUGCUCCACUGUCUCUUAGUAAAAGCACACGUUACAGAAGAAGAUAGUCUUUUGGUUUUAAUAGUGACUAUGUGUUGGAUGUCUUAGGAUGCUGAAUGUAACUAAGUCCCUGGCCCAUGUUCAGAAGGUGAUUGCCUUGUUCCAAUUCAUAGAUUUCACAGGAAAUUACAGAUGGAAAUCUGUUUACCUUUCUUCCACCCAUCGUAGGCACUUCUGGCCCUCACUUUGCUAUGAUAGACAAUAGACCGAACAGGAAACCUGGGACAGUCUUUUAGUGCCUGUCAACAAAACCUGCAGCAUGUCUUCGGUGCGGAAGGAAAUGAGGGAAACUUUAUAAAGAUUGUAAUGUGUUUUAUCAUUCAGAUGUUUUCAUGCAAAUGGGUGUUUAUUUAAAUGUUUGUCUUGAAAUAAAGAUGUAUUUCAUCCCA
Molecule: messenger RNA, 3430 nt
Organism: Girardinichthys multiradiatus
Lineage: Eukaryota; Metazoa; Chordata; Actinopteri; Cyprinodontiformes; Goodeidae
Product: protein-cysteine N-palmitoyltransferase HHAT-like protein
Exons: 9
Coding region: 1141-2421 (426 amino acids)
Biological process (GO): negative regulation of N-terminal protein palmitoylation
Cellular component (GO): endoplasmic reticulum
Molecular function (GO): acyltransferase activity
Source: RefSeq, a predicted model, not a curated record